This is a messenger RNA of Eruca vesicaria subsp. sativa (arugula), 285 nucleotides long. NCBI's taxonomy places the organism in Eukaryota, Viridiplantae, Streptophyta, Magnoliopsida, Brassicales, Brassicaceae. The record is from the annotation of a GenBank genome assembly.
AUGGCGAAGAACCUUAACUCGAGCACCUUCACCGUUCUCUUGAUUGUCCUCUUGAUGGCUUCAACCGAAUUCCUCAAAAUUGAGGCUAUGAACAUCAGGGCUAGAUGCCUUCCAAAGGGAUGCAAAAAUCCUACAUUUUCCGAGGAGUGUGGCGUGGAGCCAUUCCCAAGUUCAAAUAAUGAUUGCUGUCACUGUUGCGUAGCCAAAUAUGGGAGGAAGGCAGUCUGUAAAGGAGUAGUUGAGGGACCAGACAAACACUGUCAUUGCUACAAAGAAAGUGUUUGA